AUGCAGCUCCAGCUCCUUGCUCUCGCCACUGCGCUCCUCUCGGGAGUGGUCAUCGCCCACCCGGGCCAUGACCACACUCUCAGCCACUCAGAGAUUGCCCGUCGCUCCAACCUCGCCAAGCGUUGCGCUGUGCAGUCCGGACAGUUCCAGGAGGUUCGCAGGAAGCGUCAAGCCGAAAAGCGCUCGCUUGUCAGCCGUUCCUUCGUUCGGCGCGACAGCAAUGUCACCAUCCACACCGAGGGCCCUCACUACAGCACCCUCCAGAACGACACUUGCGUCCUGACACCCGAGGUUACCCAGGGACCUUACGUCUGGCCCCAAUCCCAGACCCUGCGCCAGGACAUGAGCGAAGACCAGCCCGGUGUUCCUCUUUAUCUGGACAUUGGUGUCCUCAACGUCAACACCUGCGAGGUAAUGGAGGAUGUUCUCGUUGACCUCUGGCACUGCAACGCUACCGGAUCUUACAGCUCAUUCACGCACCAAAGCCCCAACACCCCCUUCAAAGAGCUCCUCGACCAGCUCAACGUCACCAUCGGCCCCGAUCUGGAUCUGCACACCGACGCCACCACCUGGCUCCGUGGUAUCUGGCCCACUGACUCCAACGGCAUCAUGGAGAUGAAGACUGUCUUCCCCGGCUUCUACGUAGAGCGCACCAUCCACAUUCACGCCCAGGUCCACACCGACUGGUCCAUCCGCAGCAACGGCACCAUCGUCGCCUCUAAUAUUGUCAGCACCGGCCAGCUAUUCUUCGACGAACCCCUCAGCCAGCAGAUCAUGGCCCUCGAGCCCUAUGUCAGCCACACCGAGAUUAAUCGCACCACUAACGAUAUUGAUAGCAUCUUUGCCGAUGAGAGCAAGGGUAACUGGAACCCCAAUAUGGUUGUCGAGGCACUUGAUGGCGAGGAUGUUACCAAGGGAAUGCUUGCCUACAUCACCAUUGGUGUUGAGGCGUAG
Colletotrichum orchidophilum is the source of this 954-nucleotide messenger RNA. Its product is annotated as protocatechuate 3. The record is from RefSeq and is a predicted model, not a curated record. The coding region runs from base 1 to 954 and encodes 317 amino acids. Gene Ontology annotation, molecular function: oxidoreductase activity, acting on single donors with incorporation of molecular oxygen, incorporation of two atoms of oxygen; ferric iron binding. The transcript is spliced from 2 exons. Lineage: Eukaryota; Fungi; Ascomycota; Sordariomycetes; Glomerellales; Glomerellaceae.